AUUUUCACAUUUUAGUGGACUAUGAAACUGCAAACCUAACAGCCAACAUGCCAGAGGUGGAGCUGAGGUGUACUCUGUCGGGGAUAGGGCCUGCAACUGUCUUUGAGUUUGAGUGGAAGGGGCCUGAUGGUAAAUUGCUUGAGGGCGACCGCUUCAAGAACUUCCAUGGAAAUGGAACCCUCGUCAUUAACAAGCCUACUCGUGCUGACAUGGGGGAGUACCAUUGUACAGUAGUGUUCAACCCAAAGAAUGAGAAGGAGAAGCACUCAAUCACACCAAAACCAGUCUUCCUCUAUGCUGGGCCUGCUAUAGUAAGCAACGACAACAACAAGAACAUGGUAGAAGGUGACAAGCUGGAAUUGAAAUGUGAGGUGACAGGCUACCCAACCCCCACCAUCGGCUGGUACAAGGGUGACCAAGUGCUCAACACCACCAUCACGAUCCAGUUUGACAAAUACAAGGGCAUUGACAAUGGCAAAUUAGUCAUCUUCGAGCUUGGCUAUGAUGACGCUGGCAAGUACAAGUGUGAGGCCAUGAAUGACUAUGAACCAUUCAUAGUAGAAGCCGUGAUGGAGGUCCGAGUUAAAGACAAGUUGGCUGCCCUGUGGCCAUUCCUUGGCAUUGUUGCUGAAGUUGUGAUCCUGUGUGUGAUCAUCCUUGUAUACGAGAAGCGUCGCAGCAAGAAACUCGCAGAGGAGGAUGAAACUGAUGGACCUACGGAGAACACAGUUGACCACAAGGAUGUCCGCCAUAGAAGGACUUAGACAUUGAAACAACAACUCUCAGAUAUCUUGAAACAUUUCCAAUUCCUCAGACCUAUUGUCAACACUGCGAGCAAUCCACAACUGCAAGAACACUUCAUUGAUCUCUGUCUGAACAAGCAGAGAGGCAUUGUGUCAAAUUUCUCGGAUUUAUCCAGUUGUUAGUAGUGUUGAUGCAGUCGUCUUACUAUCAAUAUUUUGUAUAUUCAGUUUAAAUUACUUACCAUAUUAACGAACUUAUUCAAAUUUUUGUGGAGAUCUCAUUAACAGCUACCUUCUUAAUUAUUGAAUUUGUAAUUAAUACUAAAACCCAUGAGCAAACGUAUUCUUUGUGUUUGUUCUAUAUUUAAGAAUUUAGCACUUAAUUGGUAAACACAAACAUAAUGCGGGUUUCAUAAACUGCUACAUAGUGCAGAGUUGCCAUAAAAAGUGCACUACACAAAAACUUGUGUAUAUGUUAGUAGUCUCACCAGCUGUGUGAGCAAAUUUAAUGUUUUAGGGCCUGCAAAUAUCUAUAACACUUGUUUAAUGUUAAGAUUGUAAAUCAAGUCAUAAUCAAUGUUUUAUUAUGCAGAAUGAACAUAAUAUUUUAAAAAGUAGUCAAGAAACUGAUGAAAAAAAUGUGUUAUAUCUACAUGUAUCAGAGAAAUUGGUUUUGAAACAAGUGUAUUAUGUUCAAGAUAAAUGUCAUUAAGCAAUGUUUAUGAUAAAAUGUUGUAAACUUGUUGAUAAGAGAGGUCGCAAAUCUGCAUUGUUGUAAGAUAAUAGCCACUCUAGUUAUUGGUAGAUCUUAAAUCUUAUUUUAAAGGUGAAUACUUGUAGAAACAAAUGCUUGUAUCACGAAAGGAAAGGACAAAAGGUUGAAUUAUAAAUUUAUGGUGUGUUUAAGUUUCGUACAUGUUAUAUUCAUGUAGUAUGAAUGUUGAUUGAAAACAGGUGUUAUUAUAAUAUUAUUCCAGUAAAAAUCCAUUCGGGUCAUAUGUUAUCUAUACUUUGUUUGAUUGUUCACAUGUCACUCAUGAUAUAAAAAGGCGAUUGUCUUUUGGAUUUGAACUGUAUGGAUUUUGUUAUUAUUUUCAAUUAAUUAUAGAGUUACACUAGUUUAAACACCUAUCAUCAUACUUGAUAUCCAGACUGGUAGUAACUCAUAAUUUGUAUUCUAUUGAUGACUUGUUUACCAAACUGGCGUAACACCUCUCGAAAGUCCAGGACUACGCCAGUAUAGGAGUACUGAUUACAUAUUUCAUGUAUUUGAAAUACACGAUUCAAACAUUAUUGCUCCUUUAUAAGAAUAAAUGGUUUAAAUUUUAUACCAAAGUGUACAUCAACACUCUGUAUACAUUACAACCUCACAAGAUACGUGUAAGAGAGUGUCGAGAGAAUAAUGCUGCUCAUAAUGAAUGGAAAUGGAUUCUUUGAAGUUUUUAUAUACAUAUAUAUUGUCCCAUAUUUGCACCAGAGUAUAUAUGUUUAUUGUUUUAAAACUCAUGUACUUAAGAAUUCCCGUAUUUGCUCUUAGAUUGUAGAUAUCUCCAAUGCUGUAUAGUCAUUGAUAACAGAGUGAAGUGUUUUUUUAUUGAAAUUUCCUUAUUUUGUCUUAGUGUUGAAUGAUUUUUGAUGUUACGGUGUAUACAUGUUGUAAAAAUACCUUUCAUGGAUAAUGUUGCUUGAUAUACUUUUGUUAUAGAUUUGUACUUCACAUGUACUUGCGUGCAAUACCUAUUUUUCUAACAGGGCAAAUACUGGAAAAAAUCAAAUUAAACAAAAUUUGUAUAUACUUGCCAAAACCAUUGCAAGAAAUAAUACUGAAAAAAGAUAAUUAUUUAUCACAUGAUUAUAUUCAAUUUUUAAAUAUAUAAGUAUUGCUUGAAUAGAAAUUAGUUCACCUAACAUAAGAUAGUAUCAGUAUAAGCAAUGUUAUUCUGCAAUGAUCUAUAUUUGUUUCCGCACAUAUGAUAUUUAUACCAACUGUGGUAGAUUAAGGAUUGUUUGGGAUUCCGUUUUUUACUUUUAGAAUGUUAUGCUUGUCUGUUACACAGCGUAUGAAUCAUGUAUUGUAUAUAGAUCAGACAAAUAAAACUCCCCCACAACAUA
Messenger RNA from Mya arenaria, 2855 nucleotides. Its product is annotated as neuroplastin-like. Bases 48 to 764 code for a protein of 238 amino acids. NCBI's taxonomy places the organism in Eukaryota, Metazoa, Mollusca, Bivalvia, Myida, Myidae. The record is from RefSeq and is a predicted model, not a curated record. The transcript is spliced from 5 exons.